AUGCUACUGAAGUACAGUUCGGAGGAAGUUCAAAGGAUGCAACGAGUAGGAGUGUAUGAUCGCGUGGACAAAAUCGGUGAAGGUACAUACGGUGUCGUAUACAAAGCGAAAGAUAUACGAAACCAAAAGAAUGUCGCUUUGAAACGCAUACGACUUGAAAGCGAAACUGAAGGUAUACCGUCAACGGCCAUGCGCGAAAUAUCACUGCUGCGCGAUCUGAAGCAUCACUCAAUAGUGGAAUUGAUCGAUGUAAUCAUCUCAGAAAACAGCAUUUACAUGGUGUUCGAGUAUCUGGAUAUGGAUUUAAAGAAAAUGCUGGAUCGCCACAAAAGCAGUUUUACGCCGAUGCUUGUAAAAAGCUAUAUGCAUCAAAUGCUGGACGCUAUCGCGUACUGUCAUUUGAAUCGCAUCCUUCAUCGUGAUCUUAAGCCGCAAAAUUUACUCAUCGAUCGGGAAGGUCAUAUAAAGCUGGCCGAUUUUGGAUUAGCGCGUGCAGUCAACCUUCCUAUAAGAAUAUAUACGCACGAGGUGGUCACCUUGUGGUAUCGGGCACCGGAGAUAUUGCUUGGAACCAAGUUUUACAGUGUGGGCGUUGACACCUGGAGUUUGGGUUGCAUUUUUGCUGAAAUGAUUCUGAAACGACCGCUUUUUCCUGGGGACAGUGAGAUUGAUCAAUUGUUCAAGAUAUUUCGGCAAAUGGGAACGCCGGAUGAAUCAAGAUGGCCCGGCGUUUCACAUCUAUCGGAUUACAAAGAAUCAUUUCCUUAUUGGGAAGCGCAACCCCUACCGAAUGAAAUGCAACAUGACCUCGACGCACAUACGCUGUUUUGUGAAUUGAUGCAUUAUGAUCCUACAAAACGGCUUGCUCCAAAAAGUGCCAUGAUGCACCCGUAUUUUGAUAACGUGUGUUUGGUACCGCCAGAACUAUAA
Messenger RNA from Anopheles marshallii, 930 nucleotides. RefSeq names its product cyclin-dependent kinase 2 (gene Cdk2). The record is from RefSeq and is a predicted model, not a curated record. Gene Ontology annotation, biological process: protein phosphorylation; regulation of G2/M transition of mitotic cell cycle; G1/S transition of mitotic cell cycle. Gene Ontology annotation, cellular component: cytoplasm; nucleus; cyclin-dependent protein kinase holoenzyme complex. The transcript has 2 exons. The coding region runs from base 1 to 930 and encodes 309 amino acids. NCBI's taxonomy places the organism in Eukaryota, Metazoa, Arthropoda, Insecta, Diptera, Culicidae. Gene Ontology annotation, molecular function: ATP binding; cyclin-dependent protein serine/threonine kinase activity; cyclin binding.